Rhopilema esculentum is the source of this 6817-nucleotide messenger RNA. The record is from RefSeq and is a predicted model, not a curated record. Lineage: Eukaryota; Metazoa; Cnidaria; Scyphozoa; Rhizostomeae; Rhizostomatidae.
GGUCUGUGUAACCACAGUCAAUAGAAAAACUCUGGUCUGGAAGCCUUUUGUUCUAACUCUUUAUCCUUGAAAAAAAGUAUUUUUAACCGCGAAGACAGCAACUCUACCACCAGCAACACUAUUCAAAACCAAAUUCUUUCAGACAAGCAACAUAUUUAGAACAGCAAUAUUCAAAACCAAAUUCUUUCAGACAAGCAACAUAUUUACAACAGCAAUCGUAACACGACAAAAUUAUCUGUAAUUGACGUUAUUCUAACCAGAAUCUUCAUUUGUUGAUCUUCAGACCAAGGGUUUAUAUACACAACGCUUCACUUUUCCCUGUUUACAAAAAAAAUGAAAGUGGACUGUUUGCAUUUGACUUAACGAACAAUGAAAGUCGCAGGAAACAAUAAUAAAAUUAUUGAUAGUUACGCUUACGUCCCGACUCAUAUCACUAAAAGUUCAUGCAGUAUAUUUUGAAGAUGUUGAUGUCAAAGAUAUGAAGUUUGGUAGAACCUGUGCUCUUGUAGCAACAUCAGAGCCACUCCGUAAGACAUUUAGCCGAUUUUGAAAAUAUAUUUCAUGAUGCUCACUCAAGAUAAUAAACAUAUCAACAGUUUUUUGGUUGUACAGAACUUGAAAAAAAGUCGUCUUUCCAUCUAGCAGUUUUGGAAUCGAUCUACAUACAAACGAGAAAGCCGCCAUUGUGUAGACAGAAGGAGUUCGUUUUUUCUCUUGGAAUCUAGUGGUAAUUUUUCUUUAAGCACGCGCCACUGAUUGGUUAACUAUACCGGUCCUGUGCUUGCGUUUUUCUGAUUGGCCUAUUUCGAUCCACAACUGGGUAUAUAUUUUUCAUCGUUUUCUUUGGGACCCUUAUUCUGAGAAAGUGUCUGAGGAUUGAUGUUUUAUGCUCUGAGGAGUGUCAGAGGAAAAAGCUUUUAGCCAAUAUGUUUUAAAAUGUUUGCUUUUUCAAUGCCAAAAUAAGCUUACCAUAAUCCGGUAAUAGAAAGCACACGCUUUACGAACAGAUGCAGAGAAAACUGGCACGUUUUCCAACUCGGGACCUUAAACCGCAUGGGCAGUAGAAAAGUUACCCAGGUUCAACCCUGUUUUGCAUUUACACUAAAUUUUUCAAAACGAACCCGGAUCUAGUCGGCCUGGGUUGAGUCGGCCCAGACUGAGUCGGCCCGGGUUGAGUCGCCAGGGUAGAAAUCACACUUCAGUUGCUUCUUUUGGUCGCUCUAUAAACUUCCACAUCAUAGAUGGAGAAGGGGUGCUUAAGCCCUCCACUUGAUGCAAAAAAUGCAACUUUUUAAGAAGUAAACCACUAGUAAAGAUACUUUUUUUUCGGUUUUAGCAACUCCCUUUUUUAAACGCCUAUUUUCGGAAUCUAGCAGUUUGAAACUCUUAUUUGCACUUUUAUAUUUGUUUUUGGUUUGCUCAAGAUGUCUUUCAUUUUCAUAAUUGCAUUUUUGACAUACCUAUACGCCUUUUGAUGUCCUUAUAUCCAGCUGUCAAGAAACUUUCAGCAAUCUUCAAGCUGUAUGACUUGUGUCCUUAUUUUGAGGUUACAAUGAAGUGUCACUCCUUUCUUCACAAUGACCAUGCAUUCUGUCAUUAUACAUAUACCAAGCAGUGUAUAUAUAGUUUGCAAGUUCAAUCUUAUUAUUGGAUAAAUUUGAAAGGUGAAGGCGACUCAUCCUGGAAUAUCGCAUUUGAAAAAAAUAACUCGAGAGAGCAUCAUCAAAUACAUUUGUGAAAGCAGGUAAAUGUCUUACAAAUUGGCUGUGGUAUGGAGACAAGAGCACAACCUCUUUCAAGGCAACUCCGUUAGCAACCUCAAAUCUAUUGACUACCUCUUCUAUUGAAUAAACUUCAAGUGAUAUGAGUCGGGACGACAGGCCAUAAAUUUUUAAGAGAAACUGUUUAUAUUUUCAACAGUAUUUUCUAAAAUUUUCACUGUUUGUUAAAUUAAAAAGGAAAUGGUCCAUUUCAAAUUCUUUUGUAAACAGGUUAAAUAUGAAGUGUUGUGUUAAACAUAAACACUGAGUCUAAAGCUCAGUAAAUGAAGAUUCUGGUGAAAAUAACGUAAAUAAUUGAAAAUUUAGUCAUGUUACGGUUUUAUUUCUAAUUAUGUUGCUUGCCUUUCAGAACUUUGUUUUGAAUAGAGUUGCUGGUGGCAAAUGCUUGUUAUAUAAAGCUGUAAUCGUUCUUCAGUUCAAAUGUUGUCGAUGACUUGUAAAAGCGCAAUACGAACAGCAAUUUGAGUUCCGAUGCGACGAAAAUUUGCACUAAAUGCCAUCUUCUGCUACAGUGUGACUGGACAACAAGAACAUCUUCUGUGCUUGCAGCAAUUGAUUCAGUGUGAAGAUACAUCUCAUCCACAUCUCAUGUAUAGCACAGAUUUCUGGCAAACUUUAAUUGAAAAUCAUUUCCUUGAUCGAGAGUCAACUUAAUGCAAGGGAGAUUGAUUGGACAUUAUCGAAUACUGAUCACGUGAAAAGAAAAGUUAAUAUCACACUGUUUCUGACGAUACAAGACCAGUGCUUCCCUGACACACACUUUGUAUAAAAAUGAACACGACAUUGGCACCAGUUUCUGCAUGCAAAAGUAUUACCCCAGAUGUGUCUCAGUUGUCCAAAUCCCAUAGACUUGCAAUGUUCUCCUUCAAUGCAGCACUGAUACCAAUUACUUUAGUUUCCAACAGUGUCGUGAUUAUAGGCCUACUUCGAUCUAAAUCAUCCGGCUCAAAGUUGUUGAUCGUUUUUCUUUGCAUAACAGACCUGUUAGUUGGUGUUUUAUUAAUGCCUCUAAGUAGUGCCUAUAUUCUCUCUCCAGUGGUACAUAGCAGCUGCAAGGCAAAGUCUGCCAUACAGUUUCUGUCCCACACCUUUCUUUUGUUAGACUUUACAACUGUCUUAGCUAUCGGCAUUGAACGGCUUAUAGUUUUAAAGUAUCCGAUGCAAGACUUGUUUUUUCGAUGGCAAGCCGUUCGUAAGUACGUCCUGAUGUGUACUAUUUUCUGGGUUCUGCUUUUUGCUUCAAUCGUCAUUCUUGUAACAAAUAACAGUGACGUCUACUACGCCGUCAAAUUUGCGUCUUUCGCUAUCUAUGUGGCUAUUUUAGUAACGUUAGUAAGCUGUUAUGCGAUAGUCUGUCGCCAUGUGCGAAACAGUGUGAAAAAGUUGUACAACGGAAAUGACAACCAUAUACAGUCAAGAUCUAGACAACUCAGACAUGAUAUGGCCCUAGCAAGAUCAGUCAGCGUCAUUCUUUCUUUCCAGCUUUCAAUGUGUACACCAUAUUUCAUUACUAUGCUUUUCUGGAAUUGGGAGAUGUUCAAAUUUGGGAAACCAAAACAGCUCUCAAGCACGAUCCUGGUUUGGACAUUUUUGCCGUUGCUUAUAAAUUCAAGUGCAAACGCAUUUAUUUACUCGUAUUACAAUAGACCGUUAAGACAGUAUUUUGUGCAAACAUAUUCCUGUCUGUUUCGAUUCAUUCCAAGAAGAAAAGAGACAAGAGGUAAUACUAACGAAGAGGGAAAUACUAAAAAGACUAAAGAAUCUAGGUUAUAAAUUUAUAAACACAGUACAAGGCACCAACCGCGGAAGUGACAGCUAUGAAAAUGAUAGUCUCACAGAGAAAUGGCACACAAUUGCAUAAAUUGAAGCCGCUAAAAAGAAACUGCUGCAUGAAAUCUAUAGGACUGUUCGUUCCACGUACAUACAUUUAAGUUUGGAAUAUUAUUUGGAAUAGUAUAAACAUAUAUUAAAGUAUUAUUAUACUCGACUUUUGUAGGGUCCAGGCCCUCGACGUGUUGGCCACGUCACGCAUUGUUAAUGUAACUUCAUUCUGCUAGAGUAGUUAGAGAGAGGUCUUAUUGUUACGGACUGAUAGUGUGGCUAUUCGUCAAGAAAAUUGAUUGAAUUCGUUGUAAAUAGUUUUUUAUGUUAUUUGACUCACGCACCACACCAAGAAGAUACUAGAGCUGAGUGUUUAUUGCUCAAUAGCGGAAACGUAUUCAGAUACACAUCUGUAUUCACUCUGCAUAAGCUUGUUCACGUUAUUUUUCUACUCAUUCAUUUCUUAACAUUCUCAUGACCUCAUCUCAUUAAACAGGUAUCCUCUAAGUUUCUAAAACAAAACACAUUCGCUAAUCUUUAUCCUUAGAGGGCCUCUCCAGCCAAAAAAAAAAAAUUUUUAUUGACUAAAAAGUUAGCAUCUAGUGCAUGUGUUAUGGCAAAGUCGUUGUUUUUGCAAAAUUCCAAUUAGUUUAGAAGUUAUAAGGCUUUAAAGUUGCACCUUUCCGAGAAAAAAACGACAAAAGCCGAAUCAGUUUUGUGACAUUCUGACGUCACAAUGUGCGGCCCUCGUUCGCCAUGAAUUUCGUAUAUCUUCCACCGAAUCGUGAAGGAGUCAUGGUCACGCGUUGAUAACGGCAUCUAAAUCUAGAGCAGGAGCUUUUUAGGAUCGAAAAUAUAAAAUGUUUACAAUCAUUCUAAGUUUGCGGGUCGGAAUGUGUCCAUGCUGUGUCACGACUUUGUUUUGAUCACCUGUGUAGGCCCACAAAGCUACGGCUUCCUGUUCUAGCUCUUCCUUCGCGUAUAAUUAAUCGAAAUUGACACUUCAGUUGUUCUCCAGAAACGAUGAACAACUAAAGGCUUCAGAAUUGACAUUUGAAAUGCUCAAACUAAAAAGCCGGUGGAACAGAACUGAGAGUACCAUCACUUGCAGUGUUCAAUUUGCGAAUCGCCGUCGUUCGAUUCGGUUUGAGGCGAGACUAACAAAAUACACUGUGACGUCAAAAUUGCGUCACAGUGUCACCAAACCGAAAAUUUUUUGUCGGUAAAUUCAAUUCAAUUAUCGAAAUGCAAGAGCUUAUAUCUCACAAACUGUAAAAAAAAUCGAAAAACAAAUAACGAAUUCGUGAUCAGCAGGUUCAACUCCUUUAGAUUAGCCAAUAAAAUGCAAGUGCAAAAAAUUGGCUGGAGAGGCCCUUUAACUUUCUGUUUGCUACGUUAUUCAUUUCACAAUUCUUAACUUUAUCCCUGUAAAUUUGAGAAUAUAGUGAUCAUAUAUCGUAAUUAGUAUAGCUAAGGAUGCUAAUUUUUUGAAUUGGAUGUUCCAUCCAGCUCAACAAAAAUUCCGACAGCCAAUCACGUGCACGUAGAAUAAAACACGUAGAAUAUAACAGUUUUUGUUGUCUAGUUGCACUGAAGCAGAAGCUGAAGCUGGCAAGAUGAUUAAAUGGAAUUACACCAGAAUCAAUUAUCGAAAGGCUUUUGAGCUUUAAACAAUUCGCUUGAGAUUUUUACUAUUUCCUAUUCAUUAUGGUCUCAUGUGCCCUCCUUUCUCACGUUUUUCUUGUAUCUACUCUACCAGUUAAUGGACAAUGCGGGAGUCUUUCGGCCUCCUGAGGACUUGACUUAUAAAGCUAGGGUGAGGUUUGUGUUUUGUCGCGUUUUCAUUCCCUUUGUUAAUCUAGGGGUAUUUGCGGUUUUGAUAAAGUAUGGAUCUCGCCUUGCUUGCAUUUACCUCAUUCAGUUUUGAUUCUCAACCAUAGACGUUUCGAUGAGGGCUAGCUUUCAGAUAAGUCUAUUGAUUACCCGCCAGGUAUGCGUUUCUCUACUGAUAAAUCAAAUAUAUUUUCUAACUAUUUUAGAUAAUGCUUCGGUGUUUUUGCAACUUUACCUGAUACUGGUACGAAUUUCAGUGUUCGAGGUUCGUUCGUAGAAAUCUUUUUUUUGUCACCUCUAUGGCACCAAACUUGGCUAAAAUUCAAACCCACCCCUGAGUCUCACCGGGAAACACAAAAAAUCAAUGCAAUGUGAUAACUCAGAACAUGAUUUGCUACAACAAAGUUAAAUACAAAUUAGUAGUUGAUGAAGUGCUCCAGCUUUCUCAGUGAACUUUUUCGCUCAUGUUGUAACUGCAGAUAAUCGCUCCACAUUCAUUUCAUAAUCCAAAUUUCUUCAGUAGAAAUUAUUCACGGCCUCGUUAGCAAUACUGUUUUUAGAUCGCCAAGACGGAUAGAUAGGUUUAAUGUUUUGAGUUUUCCUGACCCAGUCUGUAGCUUGUGUCCCUUAAUAGCCGUUAUUCUAUUGUUCCUGGCGAAAAUUAUAAACAGCAUUUGAAGUUUUGUUUAUUGAUGGUGUUCAUGCCUGGAGAUUCAAAUUUUUGCAAACUACACAAAGUUUUAAGCUUACAGUAAACAUUUUUCCAUUUUUCCAUUUUUCGAUUAUUUCUCAUUCAAGAAGCCGUAAUUUCAAGGCACAGAAUGAUACCAAAUUUGAAACUAACAGGUAUUUUGAAAAUGGAGAAAAUCCCAUCUAAACGAAGGUUUCAAUAAUUUCCUUAUCAAAACUUUUAUUUGAGGCCUGAAAAUCUCUUGACCUGUUAAGCCGAUUAUCAUUGCUUUGCAGUUGUGGUCGCAUGUCUCAUUCACAAUAUCGCAUGGCACAUAUAUGUAUCCCAUCUAUGGCUGUGUUUAUUCAAACAGGCUUAAUGAUCUUAAAGCUUCAAGUGACUUGACCCGGAUUACACUGUGGUUUCAAGUGACUUGACCCGGAUUACACUAGUGUCCCUUGCAAGUGCAAUUAGUAAAACCCCAUUUGCUCUAGAAUUCCAUUUUCUCUACAUACAGGUACGAAAAAGCUUUUUUGGACCCAAGGAACCAAUCGAAUGGCCCAAAACUUUGCACGCAGCCAGGACAUAUCUCGGGUACGAAAAAGCUUUUUUGGACCCAAGGAACCAAUCGAAAGGCCCAAAACUUUGCACUUAGCCAGGACAUAUCUCGGGUAAGCAAAGUAUCUGAAAAUUUUUAUAUAUGCUCUGGUCC